GCCUGAUUCACCACCUCACAUUCCAUCACGUUAGAUCGACUUCACUCUCCUUUGCAGUCCUUGGAAUUUACUUGAAGAAUAAUCCGCGAUUCUUUGGAUGUACUAUAAAUGUCUAGUGAGAGGUGAAUUCCAGCGCAACUCUAACCUGUCACGGCCUCGACGCUCUCAGUCUGCCGUAACUCCAGUCUGUUGACACUUCCUCCUCACUACCACCACAUCUACACCCGGCGCCAUCUCCCAGUUGCGCAGACUGGCACAUCAACAGACUUGAGGACUAGAGAGAGCUUGAACAGCAUCAAACUUAUCACCACCGCAACAUGUCCAAGGCUUCGGUGGGCGACGUCUAUGCGAAAGUCAUAAAUGACGUCUGCGAGGCGUCACGGCAAGACUUUGAGGAAGGCGGUGUUGAGCUGGCUACUCUUGAAUUGCUGAGAUCGGAAUGGCAGAAGAAGCUUUCUGGUCUCAAGGUCGCGCAGCUUCCGUGGGAUCCUCCUCCAGCUCCAGCUGUUAAAGAGCAAAGCACGGUUCCCAGCAACGCGAAACCCACUCCUCAAACGCUACCAAGCAAUGGAACCAAUGUCAGCACUCCUCCAUCUCAACAGGCCGCCCCUUCAGCGCCUGUCAUCAAGACCGAAAACAAUGCACCCUCCUAUCCUAUUGAACAAGUAGCCCCUCCUCCUCGACCCUAUCAGGCACCCUCUUUCCAGCAGGGUCAGCCCUUGACAGCUCGCGAUCGAGCGGCCAUGAAUCUUCACCAGAGUUUUGGUCAACGUGCUGGACCUCAAAUCGCCCAACUUCAAUCCGGCAAUCCACCUCGUGUACCCAUGCAACCAUCUGCAGCACCCUCGAGCAACUACAUCAAGCAGGAAGACUCUGGUUCUGCGUUCACCGAUAUUCAGGACUAUACCGCCGACAUCAAGCCUCCACCACAAGCCACAGUCAAUGCAGGCCAGACAGACGGACCGUGCGACGCUCGUGACGACUGGGAGACAGAAUACGCUCAACGAAAAGCAUUCGCUGCUGCUCAUGGUGCUGAAGCUGAUCGUUUGAUGCGUGCUCACUUCCAUGCGAAGCAACAACAGCUCGAAGGCGGUGGUCUUCUGACACCUCUCGAUGAACGUACAAUUCCAGGCAAAGCUAUUACCCGAAACCUCAAGGCAAUUGUCCCGUCGGAGACGACCACACAUACCACCAGCAUCAGCCGCGCACAGGGCGAUGCGACAGGUGACGAUGAUGAUGGAGAUGAGGAUGAGGAUGCCAUCAACUCCGAUCUGGAUGACCCUGACGAUCUGGCUGCAAACGAGGAGAAUGGCGAGAAUACGGAUCAAGUCAUGCUCUGUACCUAUGAUAAAGUUCAGCGGGUCAAAAAUAAGUGGAAGUGCAUCCUCAAGGACGGUAUUUUGAGGGUUGAGGGAAACGAGUACGUUUUCCACAAGGGUCAAGGGGAAUUCGAAUGGUAAGGAGAGGAUGGACACGUCGGGACAUCCCUCGGCUAGCAAACCAUCGAAUCGAAGGAAUGCUAGCAUAAAACACCUUGCUACUCCAAAAGCCUCUACGACGUAAACAAGUCCUCCGUCUCUCUCCGAGAGCCGAAAAGUGAAUAUGGGAUAAUGACUGUACCAUCCAAAUCGGCCAACAAGCACCACAUCGAUCCAGCUACGGGUUAUGUCGACCGCCUUUUGCCAUUGUUCUGAUGACGCACGGCGUUCUUUUGGAUUUUACAGGUUUCCCUGGAAAUCGAAAUGGAUGAGUCGUGGAAGGAAACGGGCUCGAGUUCCAGCAGGACAAGCAAGUGGACUGAUUGACUUCGUUAUCCUUUUCUUGCCGCGGCUGCCUUCGGAGGAAUUGCUGUGCUGUGCUGUGCUCUGCCGCGUUGCGUUUGUAAUCCUCUCUUCUUCUUCUCGCACUUUUGACUGGGUGGUCCGGCACAAUGCUUUCAACGCAAGAAACCUUGGUGGGGAGGCCGGGGAUGAAUGAGCUUAUCUGCAAAUAUUACGAAGGAUAGGUAGUGACAGCCAAAUGCCUCGUCUGGUAGAGGCAGCCGGCGUAAUGAACUCUGAGAUAGAGCUACAAUGCCAGUUUCUACCACCACAGAGAAAUCAGUCCUAUUAUCAGGUGCUAAGCCCAAAAGAAGUUCCAGUCUUGUCGAGUCCUUCAAUUCC
Molecule: messenger RNA, 2162 nt
Organism: Cladophialophora immunda
Lineage: Eukaryota; Fungi; Ascomycota; Eurotiomycetes; Chaetothyriales; Herpotrichiellaceae
Exons: 4
Coding region: 318-1460 (380 amino acids)
Biological process (GO): transcription initiation at RNA polymerase II promoter; transcription by RNA polymerase II
Cellular component (GO): transcription factor TFIIA complex
Source: RefSeq, a predicted model, not a curated record